This is a messenger RNA of Nematolebias whitei (Rio pearlfish), 899 nucleotides long. RefSeq names its product chromosome 16 C6orf120 homolog (gene c16h6orf120). The record is from RefSeq and is a predicted model, not a curated record. Lineage: Eukaryota; Metazoa; Chordata; Actinopteri; Cyprinodontiformes; Rivulidae. The transcript is spliced from 2 exons. The coding region runs from base 176 to 736 and encodes 186 amino acids.
GGCGCUGUAGCCACACCUGUUGCAGUGUCGACCUGCAGGGGGCGCUGCAGCCACACCUGUUGCAGUGUCGACGGAACACGAGGAGGUGAAGAAGAAGAACUUUGCUGCUCUGCUACAAGAUGCCUGUUAAGAAACGACAGCUGUGCUGUCUGACGGACUGAUCGAUGCCUUCACCAUGACGCUGGGCAGCACAGCACUGGUCCUCAUCCUCUUGGUGUCGCAGGCCAGAAGCUUCCUGAGCCCCUCGGGAGACGACGACGGCGGCGUUCCUGAAGAGUGGGUGCUGCUCCACGUGGUCCAGGGCCACAUCGGAGCCGGGAACUACAGCUACCUGCGCCUCAACCACGACGGGAGAAUUAUCCUGCACAUGCAGAGCCUCAAGGGAGAUGCAGACCUCUACGUGUCCGAUAAAACCCUCCACCCUAGCUUUGACACCUACAAGCUGCAGUCGGUUACCUGCGGCCAUGACGUGGUGGUCGUCCCGGGCGACUUUGCGCGGCCUGUGGGCAUCGGCAUUUAUGGCCACCCAUUUCACCAGGAGAGCGAGUUUGAGAUGCGAGUGUUUUACGAUCAGUCGGUGGCCCCGGACCCGUUUGAUAAAGGCUCGUACACACCAGAGGACGAGCGGAAGGGACAGCAAGUUGCACGGACAGAAGACAACUUUCAGGAAGAGGAGUCGGUCUUUUGGACGAUUUUGAUUGGACUUUUAAAGAUAAUUCUUGAAAUUUUGUUUUGAAAUGAAAAAGUUAGUCCCUUCGUUAGAAAAUUCUACAUUUGACACGAACCGUGAAUCAAAAACACAUUUUCUUUACGUCUGUAAAACUGAAUGCCUGUACUUUAUAAACCCCAGGGAGAACUCUACCUUUGCAAUUAAAGAUAAAUACUUGAGCAGUUUAUUG